GAUCAUGACCUGAGCCCAUCAAUGAUCAGACGCUCAAGCAACUGAACCACCCAGGCACCCCAGACAAAAUGGGCUCUAAGACAAAAGGUCUGGAAGCAGCUGGAAGUGACACAGACAUUCUGCUUAUGACUGGAAUUCUGGGGGAGUCCGUCACUUUUCGCCUAAAUAUCAAAGAACCAGAGCAAGUUAUCAACAUUGCCUGGAAUUCUGAAACAUCUGUUGCUUUUGUAACGCCAGGAGACCCAGGAACAGCACCCAAAGUUACUGUGACCCACCAAAAUUAUAACGACCGAAUAAACGUCUCACGUCAGAACUACAAUCUGGAGAUCAGUGAACUGAGGAUGGAAGAUUCAGGCAUCUACAAAGCUGACAUAAAUAUGAAGACCUUAGAAACGACGGUCACCACCACCAGGCGCUACAACCUUCAAGUCUAUCGUCGGCUUGGAAAGCCAAAAAUUACCCAGAGUUUAAUGACAUCUGUGAACAGCACCUGUAAUGUCACACUGACAUGCUCUGUGGAAAAGGAAGAAAAGAAUGUCACCUAUAGAUGGAGCCCCCUGGGGGAAGAGGGUAAUGUCAUCCGAAUCUUCCAGACCCCUGACAACCAGGAGCUGACGUACACAUGUACAGCCUGGAACCCUGUGAGCAACAGCUCCGACUCCGUCUCGGCCCUGCAGCUCUGUGCAGACUCUGCAGCGGGUCUCCGUUCCCGCCACACUGGGCUGCUGAGCGGGCUGGCUGUGCUCUUUCUGUUUAUUGUCAUUGUGCCUUUGGUACUUCUGUGCCUUUUGCGCAAAAGAGGACAAGGUUCCUACCUGACGACCUCCAGUAAGGACUCUGACGCUGACUCAAAGAAAACAAUAUACGCCUACAUCAUGGUUACACGAGAUGUCCCACCAGCAGAGGGCAGAAUCUAUGAUGAAAUCCCCCAGUCCAAGAUGGUGAAGACCAGCACUCAGGAUGGCAAACCUCCUGGGAUUUCAACCUAUGAAAAUGUGAUCUAGGCUUCUGGACAGCAUUCACCCUCUGGAAACCGAGCUUCCAACAUCAUCUCUUCUAGCAGAUGUCCCGGCCCCAGGCUUCCUCUGUGCAGAUCCUACCUGGAGAUAGCAAACCAUCUCACCCCAAUACAUGACUUUUUGUGACUGGAGGUGAUGACCCUUCCUAGCAACCCCAUAUGUAGAAAGGAGUGAUAUUUCGCACACCUGUAAUCCAUCUGUGGCACACCACCUGGGAUGCUAUGAUCACACUCAGUAUCUGGGAGGGACCCCAGUGUAUGGCCUCUACGGUCCACACAGCAUCUUGGGCAAAUUAGGCAAAAGCAUCCUUUUCCAGAGGCAGAUGCAGCCCCUUCCAAGCGUGUAGCUUGACAAGUAGAGUGUGGGCUGCAUUUCAGCCUCCAAUUGCCCCUUUGCCCAAGAACCUUUGUGCAGGGGACAGCUGGCUGGACCAACCCAACCAACCAAACGUGACAGUGUUGCAUGGGAAGCCAUCGGAGGUAUAGCUCUCCACUGUGCAGAUGCACCCUCCAAAUGGAGUGUUGGAAAAUGGUCUUCCUAUAGGGACGAGCUGGCUGGGGCAUAUUUCUUCAGGCUUUGCUUCAGAAGCCUCUUAAGCUUUUCUUUCUAGCCAAGUUUUCCACUUGACUGGGCUCUGCAGUGCCCAGAAAUUUAGUUAAACAUUAUUCUAGGGGUGUCUAUGAGUGUGUUUCUGGAUGAGAUUAACAUUUGGAUUGGUAGGUUAAUCCCCACACCAGUAUGGGUGCCCAUCACCAAAUGCAUCAAGAGCCUGGGUAGAAGAAGAAGGCAGAGUAAAAGAGAUUUCAUUCUCUCUGACCAUCUUAGAGCUGGGACCUCAGUUCUCCUGCCUUAGGAUUUGGACUUGGACUUGGACUUGGACUUGUACCAUCACCUCUCCGGCUUGCUGCUGCAGACCUUGGGAUUUCUCAAUCUUCAUAACCACACAAGCCAGCUCCUUGUUGUAUAUAUCUCUUUCCUGCUGGUUCCAUUUCUCUGCAGAGCCAGACUAAUACCUAUUCCAAGCAGCCUCAGCAAGAAGAAGAGACCAUACCCAGUAUCCUAUUGGCAAAAAGGAAUUGAUGGGCUAUAUUACUGGCACUUUAGGAGAACUGAGUACAACCCAACCAUCUCUGGUCAAAACAAUGUCCGGUCAAAUUAAUUAUGGCUUUUGCAAACUCUUUCCCCACUCCUUGGUCCUUAUAUCACUGCAACUCAUUUCUUUCUGCUUCACAGCAUACAUCAUUAUUUGUUUCCCUCCACACUGUAUAUACUUAAGGGCAGGAUGCAUGACCAUAAAGAGUGAUCAUGAGAGAUGAGAGUUUCAGUCACCUGUGCAUCCACCACCAGCCAAACACCAUGCCUUGUACCCUGAGGUGAGCAAUAAAUGCUGCUGAAUA
Hyaena hyaena (striped hyena) is the source of this 2416-nucleotide messenger RNA. RefSeq names its product CD84 molecule (gene CD84). The record is from RefSeq and is a predicted model, not a curated record. Gene Ontology annotation, cellular component: external side of plasma membrane. The coding region runs from base 69 to 1004 and encodes 311 amino acids. Gene Ontology annotation, biological process: T cell activation; positive regulation of monocyte chemotactic protein-1 production; negative regulation of interleukin-6 production. The transcript has 7 exons. NCBI's taxonomy places the organism in Eukaryota, Metazoa, Chordata, Mammalia, Carnivora, Hyaenidae.